Diaporthe batatas is the source of this 4110-nucleotide messenger RNA. RefSeq names its product ssDNA endodeoxyribonuclease RAD2. Lineage: Eukaryota; Fungi; Ascomycota; Sordariomycetes; Diaporthales; Diaporthaceae. Gene Ontology annotation, molecular function: DNA endonuclease activity; single-stranded DNA binding. Bases 205 to 4110 code for a protein of 1301 amino acids. The record is from RefSeq and is a predicted model, not a curated record. Gene Ontology annotation, biological process: nucleotide-excision repair. The transcript has a single exon. Gene Ontology annotation, cellular component: nucleus.
GUCAGACCGAGCGAUCCUUUAUUCACUCCUCUCCAUGUUAUUGACAAGCAGCUCUACUUCCGGUGAUGGUUUGAUAUACAGCUACCAUGGGACUGACGAGGUUGCGAAGGACCCCUCAGGUAGACACACCAUACCCAUCUCCCGAAGGUCACCUUCAACUCCUCGCACCCCACUCGAUCCCUUGAGGCCUGGAACACCGACACAAUGGGAGUCAACGGGCUUUGGACAGUCGUACAGCCUUGCGCUCGGCCGACCAAUCUUGCAACACUGAACCGCAAGCGUCUCGCCGUAGAUGCUUCCAUCUGGAUUUACCAGUUCCUCAAAGCAGUGCGCGACAAAGAGGGAAAUGCCCUUCGCAACAGCCAUGUAGUAGGUUUCUUCCGGAGAAUAUGCAAGUUGUUGUGGUUCGGCAUCAAACCCAUCUUCGUGUUUGACGGUGGCGCCCCUGCCCUGAAGCGCGCCACCCUACAAGGCCGCCGCAGGCGCAGGGAGGGCAGACGUGAAGAUGCCGUGCGCACCGCAGGGAAGUUGCUGGCUGUACAGAUGCAGAGGAUCGCCCAGGAGGAGGAUGAGAAGCGUAAGGAGAGAGAGCGACAAAGGGAUGCUAGCCAGGAGGAUGGUGCGGUCCCGACGGAGGAGCUGCCCGACAUGAGCAAUAUCGUCUACGCCGAUGAGGCGUUCAAACCUGAAGAGGAGCGCAAAAAGGAGAGGAAAUUCUUUCGACAGGAUCAGUACCACCUACCGGAAUUGGGGACCAGCAUCGAGAAGAUGGGCAAGCCGGAGGAUCCUCGAAUCAUGAGCGUCGAGGAGCUGGAGGACUAUGCGAGACAAUUCCACAACGGUGAAGAUGUCAAUCUGUACGACUUCAGCAAGAUCGAUUUUGACGGCGACUUUUUCAAGAGCUUGCCACCCGCAGAUCGGUACAACAUCCUUAACGCAGCACGGCUGCGGAGCCGGCUCAGGAUGGGACUAAGCAAAGAGCAGUUAGGAACCAUGUUUCCUAAUCGCAUGGACUUCUCGAGGUUUCAGGUCGAGCGCGUCCAAGAGCGCAAUCGUCUUACGCAGAGGCUAAUGUUCGAGAUGAACAUGGGGGGCGACCUGACAGUCACCGGCGGCGGACGAGUUGCCGGAGACAAAAAUCGAGAAUACAUCCUGGUAAGGAACGAAAACGCUGAUGGUGGAUGGGCUCUGGGUGUUGUUAGCACCGAGAAAGACUUGGGCGAAGCUCACAAGCCGAUCGAUGUCGACAAAUUGCACUUCAAGUUCGAGGCAAAAGACGAGGGUGAUGAUGCAGACGAAGAGGAGGACGAGGACUUUGAAGACGUGCCUAUAGAAGGCCUGAACCGUCUACCGAAGAUUAGAGGCCACAGAGUGCGAUUUCAGGACGGCUUGGAUCAGAAUUCAGAGUCUCUCUUCGGGGACGAUAACGAAGCCAGCAAUGACUUGUUCGUGGCCCAAGACAACGAGGAGGAAUUCGCGGCAGACGAGGAGGAAGACGUAGCACGAGCGAUUGAGAUGUCCCUUCGAAAUCAGCAUGGUGCUGGCAAGGAGCCUGAGGCAGUCCGGGGUGACGAACAUCUCGAAGACGUGCAAGUCCCGGAGUGGAAGCAGAAGGCCGUGGAUGGACCACAACCUAUCGCAUCCACAGCCGGCAGCAUGGUUGCCCAUAUCAUCAACAACCGAGCCAAUGCAUCCGUACCAAAAAGAAGACAAAGCGUCGACAGCGACAGUGAAGAAGACCUGCAAGCAGCAUUAAGGGCUGCAAGGAAGAGAAAGUCCGCAGUGAAGCCGAAGGCGACUGAGCCGAUACGUCCAAAUGUGAAGAAUCCAUUCGACGGGCCUCUCCCUUUUGAGAAAUUGAAUUGGAGGAGCUCGAUAUUCGAGAAAAAGCCUCCGCCGAAAUCCAACCCAGAUCAGAGCCUACAAGACAUCUUUGAGUCCGAAGGUGGCUUCCAAAUCGAAGUCCCUGACCCGAUGUCGGUUGGAGAUGCUCAACUGGCAAGUUUGGAAGAUGCAGGUCAUCUCAAGGACAAGAGCCUUGAGGGAGGGUUCGAGAAAGGAGCUGGCGCGGACAAAGCACCGCAGCCUCUGCCUCCGUGGAUGAUCAAUGACGAGUCAGACAUUCGGGAGAAAAUGCAGAAGCAGCGACAAAUCGAGACAGUGGUCAAUGAUGAGGAUCAGCGGCUAGCUGAGGAAGAAGAGCGUCUCCGCCUCAAGCGACAGAAUGAAAUCGUCGAAAUUGAAUCAUCCGACGACGAUGACGGCUUUGAGAUUGUCGAUGCGCCGCCACUCAGGCCUGCCCCCCUCAAGACUCAGGGCAUGAAUGAGGCAUCAUCCACAGGUAGCGGUUUUACAGUCACACUACCGUCACUUGACAAGGACACUUCUGAAGAUGUACCGACAGCAGCCCCAGCGGCAGACUCAGGAGACACAGUCAGUCAAAAUGGCGAGGGUGGUGUAGAUCAGUCCCGGACAGCCCGUUCUCCGUCAUCUGAGAUGGAUUUUGAGAAUGUCGAGUUACCGCAACAACGCCAUACAGUAAGCUCACCCCCGAUACAGGAGCAAGACAGUGGCGAAGCCGAAGAUAUAGUGUUUGAAGACGUUGGGAUGUCGGAAGAGCAGUCGGAAGUUGCUGGUCUGUCCACACCGACCGGAAAGGCUGCCGAAAGCGAAGAAAUCAGCUUCCAGGAUGCCGCGCCUUCAACACCACCAGUAGCUCAGCAGGAGAUGGUCGAAGGCCUUGCGCCAGUAGCCGACCCACCCGUAGCGGAUGACGAUGGCAUCUUCUCUGACGGCGACUACGAGGAAUUCAGUGACCCCGAGGAAGAGCAGCUCUUGGCGCAGAUGGCUGAGGAGGCUGAAGAGCAUGCUCGGUUCGCAAGCCAGCUGAACAACAAACCGGCCUACCAGAACCAAGAAGACUACGAGCGGGAGCUGCGAGCACUACGAAACCAACAAAAGAAAGACAGGCGCGACGCCGACGAGGUCACGCAAAUCAUGGUGACGGAAUGCCAAGCCCUGCUGCGCUUGUUUGGCAUACCAUACAUAACAGCACCAAUGGAAGCAGAGGCUCAAUGCGCCGAGCUGGUACAUCUCGGGCUCGUCGAUGGUAUUGUCACCGACGAUUCUGACAUUUUCCUGUUUGGCGGUACGAGAGUCUACAAAAACAUGUUCAACAGCAACAAGUUUGUCGAGUGCUACCUGUCUGGCGACCUCGAGAAAGAGCUGUCGCUCUCCCGCGACCAGCUCAUCUCAAUAGCGCAACUGCUGGGGUCCGACUACACCGAAGGCCUUUCGGGGAUCGGGCCAGUCACGGCUGUGGAGAUCCUGUCCGAAUUCCCGGGCCGGGAUGGUCUCGCCGAGUUCAAGGAAUGGUGGAGCGAAGUGCAGCAGGAUGCCAACCGCCCAAAGGAAGCCGACGCGCACUCUUCUUUCCGGAAGAAAUUUCGCAAGAGCCAGGCCACCAAGCUCUUCCUGCCGCCGAGCUUCCCCAGCCCGGCUGUCUACGACGCCUACCUGCACCCGGAUGUCGAUAAGAACCCAGAACAGUUCCAGUGGGGUGCGCCAGACCUGGAAGGGCUGCGGCGGUUCCUGAUGGCGACAAUCGGGUGGAGCCCGGAGCGGACGGACGAGGUGCUCGUGCCGGUCAUCAGAGAUGUGAACCGCAGGGACAUGGAGGGCACGCAGAGCAACAUCACCAGGUAUUUCGAGGGGAGUGUGGGCGUGGGCGCGAAGGAGGCGUUUGCGCCCAGGCAAAGGCAAGCUGGGAGCAAGAGAAUGGCGGCUGCAGUGGGCCGGCUGCGAGCCAAUGUCAGUGGUGCCGUCAGUGGUGCCGUCAGUGGUGCCGGCGCUAUGGCGGCAGAGCCAGACAAAUCUGGUGACGGCACGCCAGUGGAAGGGCCGAAAAGGACAGCUCAGGGGAGCAGCGCAGGGAAAACACGAAAGCGUAAGGCUCGGGCGGCAGCUGUUGUCGAGAGCGACGGAGACGGCCAAGACGAUGACGCCGGCGAUGAGGACUUUGUUGAUGAGGACAUGCCAGGGACCGCCAGGAAGACUGGCUCCCAAAAUACAGGUCGGGGAAAGGCGAAAGGAAAAAAGGCCAAGAAGUAG